Molecule: messenger RNA, 1626 nt
Organism: Nerophis lumbriciformis (worm pipefish)
Lineage: Eukaryota; Metazoa; Chordata; Actinopteri; Syngnathiformes; Syngnathidae
Source: RefSeq, a predicted model, not a curated record
AUGGGGACCCAAGGACCCGGCAGAAAGAGGCUGCCGAACCUGGACAAGCUGACAGCAGAGGACGAUGCUCUCCAAAAGAUUGCCCGGGAGGCGGAAGUAAGAUUAGCAGCGAGGCGAGCGGCAAGGGCGGAGGCCAGAGAGAUUCGAAUGAAGGACCUGGAGAGGCAACACAAAGAGGUGAGACGUCACUCUAAGUAUUAUGGUGUGGAUUAUAAAUGGGGUCACAUUGAACAGUGGAUGGAGGAAGGCGAGCGCUAUUCUCGCCACUCACGGAGAAUCGCUUCGCUCUCAGAUGAUGAAGAGCGGAUGUCUGUGGGUAGUCGAGGCAGUCUGAAGCCUUCAGAUUACAGCUCUUUUCUUGGUUCUUGCUCUCGGGCAUCCUCCAGAGCUAGUUCAGCUCGUGCAAGCCCUGUGGUGGAAGAGAGACUGGACAGAGAUUUUCUGGAUAAGGGAUCUAGGACAGCGCUGAACCUUUCUGCAGCCACUCUAUCUUCACUUGGUGGGGCCUCUUCUCGUAGAGGAAGCUGUGAUACCUCGGUCUCCAUUGAGAUGGAGGCGUCAAUGAGGGAGAUGAAGGACUCUGUGGCAGAGGCUGAGGAAAAGUAUCGCAGAGCGAUGGUUUCAAACGCUCAGCUGCACAACGACAAGUCAACUUUAAUGUACCAGGUGGAAACGCUACGGGAGGAACUGAGCGACAUGGAGGAGCUGCUCUGGGAGGCGCGACGCCACUCUGAUGAGUGUACCAAAGCAUACGAGCGUGAGCGAGAGUGUCACAUUGUCCUUCAGUUCCAGUUUAAAGAGAUGGAAGAGACUAUGAAACGCAGCGAAGAACUGCUGAUGGAAGUGUCACAGUUACAAGCGCAAACUCACGCUUACUCUCAGGACGUGUCUGACUUGCAGGAAGCUCUGCAGUGGAAGGAAAAGAAGAUUGCAGCAUUAGAGCGUCAGAAGGAAAUCUCUGACAUCAUUCAGAUUGAGCGUGACCAACUGAGAGUUGAGGUGUCCAGCCUUCGAGAUGUUUUGAAGAAAUACGGGGAAGUCAUUUCUCCUGAGGUCGCAACUAAUGGAGGGCUGAGAUCGGAAGAUGCUGAGGAUGAGUUUGACAACAGCUUUGCUUCCCGAUUGGCAGUGGAAGCUCCAGGGAGCAGAGAGAGCAUGUUGGAACUGCGGCUUAAGAAGCUCAUUGAAGAAAGAGAGAGUUUCCAGGAUCAGGUCAGAAUGCUCAGAAAACAACUACUUCUGAGCCAAAGAAAUGGAUCUGAUGGGAGUCAGAAUCGUGAGGAAAACCGUCUAGAAAAUGGCACGGACUCUUAUGUGAUGGACACCCAGAGAGAUGCAAACAGACAAAUUAGCGAGCUGAAGUUCAAGCUGGUGAAAUCUGAACAAGAAGUUAACACUUUGGAACAGAGCAUCAUCCGGCUGGAAGGUCAGGUAACGCGAUACAGGACAGCAUCGGAGACCGCAGAGUUGGUCGAGGAUGAGCUGAAGGUCGAGAAGAGAAAACUACAGAGAGAAUUACGCUCAGCCCUGGACCGAAUUCAGGAGCUUGAGUCCACCAACGGUCUCCUUGCCAAACGGCUGGAGAAAAUGAAGGCCACCCGCAGCGUUCUUCAGAGCCAGCAGUGA